AUGGGCUACUUCUGGCCAGACCUUAAAAACAACGUCGCGUUGAAACAGGUGAAUAACCAUGUUUACUACAAGGAUAUCAACAUAUUUGUGGAUAUAGUUAAAGACGUAACAUAUACAGGUAAGGAGAUGGUGAAAGCCAAUAUUUGGUCUCUUAGAAAACGAGUCUCGCUGACGCCGGAACGGAAUGCCACCAUUUCGAUACUGUUUGAGAGUGCCCGUCCAAUCGGGCGAUUGGGGUUCGGCGGGUUCAUUGUGGGGGUCCGUAUUUAUGCUUCCGCUCCUCAGUUGGCUAUAUUUGCAAGAUUUUUCAGCAUUCACAUUCAGUCCAACAAUUUGCCAUCAGCGAUUGUUCCAGCAGCCAUGGAGCGAGUUAGGAAAACCUUCUUCGACCCUUUGGCGACGUCUAAGGCUCGGAUUCGAGAGUCCUUAGCGGGACUUCCUGUCGGCUCUGCACACCCUUUCAGCCCGGAGCGCAUUCUUCUUUGUCGGACAGAGAGCGGCAUUGAUGAAAUUGAUGUCUCUUCCUAUCCAGAAGGCUUUUUUUUCAGUGCCGUGGAUCUGGGGGAGAUGGGCGAGAUCCUUUUAAGACGAAUGGCUGGCUUCCGGUCUCAUCUGAGCGUAUUUGAGGACUUCCAUAUCCAGCAAGCACCAGCUUUAACUUUCAAGAUCCCAAUAGUCUCAGGGCAAAUUACGAUCUUGGCAGUCUCUGAAAGAACACCCACUUACUAUGACUUCUGCUUCGCCGACGCAGACUGUAACGCGUGUUGCUGGCUUGCAAGGAAAACAUUUCCCGGCAUAACCCAUAGUGGCGAUAUCCUCAAUAGGCAAGAUCUCCUAGAUUAUGUCACCGUCAACAAGGACUCUCUCACAGACAAAGAGAUCUGCGUCUUCAUAUCAGGCUACCAGACUACGCAAAUCACAAGGUUUCUAGGAACAAACCCUGCACUGCUCGUUGCCAAUCAUGUAGAUAAGGUUCUCUACAUCAUCCCUGUACCGUUGGACGCAGCGACAAUUAGAGACGCGACUAUCUGCUGUCCUUUGGUAAUAAAGCGUGAUGGAGACUCGUUGAUCUGUUCAAUACUGCCAACUGCAACCACAGACCGAGACAUGAUGUGCUCCAGCGACAAGUUGGUGAGCCCUGCCUUCCCGGAGGCGAUUAAGCGCGCCGACUUCACUAUCUCUUUGCCUCAGCCAACCGUCACACGAGUCGCAGUGGAUGACCCAGGUAAAGAAGAUACGGGCUUGGAUUCAGAAAGUCUGCGCAUGAUCAUCGCCAAAGAGAAUGCUGUCCUCACCACAAAUUCGGCCACAUUGCCUUCAUUCCUUGCUUUGGAAAACACACAGAUCAUAAACUUCGGCACUGGUAUUGCGUUUGAGCUACCAAAUGAGAAGCUGCCCAGUAAAAUUCAGCCAUCCGCUGUUGUCCUACCCUGCAUUUUUGGUUCUCAGCUUCAAGGCCCAGCGCUGUUGGCCACAGGAACAACCCCCUCAAAUGUUCCAUUUCUCGACGAAACGGCUCUCCGCGACUACUAUGAGCAGCUCAAGAAUAUUGUGGUAAUUGUUGACGACCGAAUGACAGAUAAUGCCCGUAAUCUCGCAACUUCCUACAGGAUCAAUGCACCCUUUAUCGUGCAACUCAACCCGGAAAAUGAACCCAAGAAUACUGACGAUGUCCUGUCGUUGUUGAAUUCAGCCAACAUUAAUGCGGUAACAGCACUUGCAGGACCACAGUCCUUGGUUCUGGUUCAAGUCUCUGACAAGUAUUACUUCUAUAGAGGCCUUGCUAAUCGGGCCCACCUUAACACGUCCAGUCUAGUGUUUGGUUCAGAUGUAACAUCCAUACUCGAGUCUGUAGGAAUAGACUCCAUGAUAUAUCCAGGAGUAAAACGAAUAGUUAACCUUGACGAUUCAAAUACGAUCAUCCUCCCAACCUCGGGGCAGUUCAUCCUGCCUGGCGAUCUUCAGAAGCUGAUCGAAGAGCUUCCAGUCGAAAAGGUCCAUGACAUGGAAGAAGAUAUAUCCGCAGUAGUUACACAGCUACAAUCGCUUUUGAACCAAAAAGAUCUGCUGGAACUCUCCAAAGCCUUGGUGUCUGCAUUCUCCGCAAACGUCAGCAACGUGACGGCUCCAUUGCGGGACGCCUACAUCACGUUCCUGGCACAGGAAUACAAAAUGGAAGAUCCAAAAUUGGUCCAAAGGAAGAACGCAUUACUUGGAGAUUUAAGAAAGAGCACGAAGGAGAUGCAAAAGGCUCUUGAGCCGGCGAUUUCAAGCUUGGCCAACAUGAUGUCUUCUCAGACGACUUCGAAGCGAACACACGAUCUGAAGCGACUUGUUCGGCAAGCCCAGAUUCAGGGAAAUGUCGAGGCCGUCAAGUCCAUGACUUUCGACACUCUGGCGGGAUAUCUUGAAACAUAUGCGGCAGAGAUGGGUGUCAUGCUAUUGAAUAUUGAGACCGUGCCAUAUCGCCAGCUGUUGGGUAACUUGAAAAAUGCGGCCAUUGAUGCCAGUCAAUGUUGCGAGCUUGACUCGAGAGUUCUGUAUCUCGAAGGAUUUGACGCUGGGAUAAUCAUAGAGCAGUCGCAGGGCAACCAUACUGGCCCGCUUCGAAGCCAAGCCGGAUCCUCCCAGCCAAUUUUGGCGGUGCCUUACCUGAACCAAGGAAAAGGGAACGGAUCCAUGCUAGCUUGGGUCUGCUGGGAUGAAUUUGUCAACCUCAAAAGCCCUUACACUGUCAGAUGGAUGGAGAAAUGCAAUGAAGCACACAUCGCUGCGCUAAGAAUCAUAAUGAGACAGACUAUCAGUCAAGCAGUGGCGUCCCGAGAGCACGACAUUCAACCUGGCAGCCCCGAGACUGGUCAUCUUAUGAGCGCAUUGUUGAUGGCGGCCAUGACGAAACUCGCCGCGAUGAGGAUAAGUGCACCAGUUGUGUUAGACACGGCCGAAGAUACUGUCACACGAUUGAUGCGAGGACUCUUUGGCAAUCUGUUGACAAUAGCGGGCUCAGGGGUGCGUCCUCUAAGCAUGGUCUGGCAGCUAUUUGGUCUGAAUCCGCAAUACGACAUUCCAAAUAAAGAUGCUGAGUGGAUUUGGUACGAAACCGUCGUCGCCUUAUAUCCUUACACAGGCUGGCCUCUGAAGCAGUUCUACGUGAACCUGGAGAAGCUUCUUGACAAGGUCAUUGUCCGUGUGGUCACCAAGAACGAAAAACUGGCCGAGAUCAAAUUAAGCCGUACAGCUGAACUGGUCAGAUAUUGCAAGCUCCGAAACAUUCAGCUCGACCAUUCUCGCACAAUUAUUACCGCUUUUAUGCGAAUGCUGACAACAGAGAAUAUGGACAUCGCGGCCGUUGCAGCACGUCUGUUAGAGCAGCUUCCACAAAAGUUGGAGAAACAGUCUCGAAGCUACACAAGAAUGAUCAAGUAUCUCGAGCAUCUCGCCACGGGAGGUCAACGGUGCGUCCAUGACGACCUCGUUACCGCCAACGUUUACACCAGGCGCUCAGCUGCCUUCAGAGAACUUAAGACUGAGGUGUCAGAAGCGUGCGGGCGCAAUGAUUGGACUAAGAUGAAGGAGUCCUGUCAAGCGCUGGUGGACAAACAUGCUGAGAUUGCUGCUCUCUGGCAUGUCUCUCCUGAAUUAUUGAAGAUUCAAAACAUAAAGGUCGAUGCAGAGAGAAGCCGUGUUCCUUGGCAAGUGGGGAAGAAAGGUCAAUUCGGUGACAACAUUGAGCCCCUCAAUGAGGCCUUGCUCCAUGAAAUUCUGACGGGGGAGAGGCAUGGACCUGUCGCAACCAUCGAUUCGGAUGAGAAAGUAGCCGCAACGACAACAGCUAUAGUUGAGCAGAACACAGACGAAGAAUUCUCCCAAUUCAAAUCGUCACUACAACCUCAUUUCAUCGCCACAAUGCAGAAGAGCCUGACGGCUGAAGAUGUCUGCGGUAUUACCAAGAUUCCUGUUACCGCAAUGCGUGUUUUCAUUAAAGCUCUUAAUCCUGAGUUUGUAUGGGAGGAUUUGGGGCAGAACUUCAAGGCGGUAAUUCUGGGGUUAUUGAAGGAGCGGUCGAAUCGGGCGGAGAGCCGUCCUGUUCAGAAAUUGUUGGAUCUGGAGAGUGGGAAUAAGGCGUUGCAGAUUGAGGGGUGA
Messenger RNA from Aspergillus tanneri, 4143 nucleotides. RefSeq lists its product as uncharacterized. NCBI's taxonomy places the organism in Eukaryota, Fungi, Ascomycota, Eurotiomycetes, Eurotiales, Aspergillaceae. The transcript is spliced from 8 exons. Bases 1 to 4143 code for a protein of 1380 amino acids. The record is from RefSeq and is a predicted model, not a curated record.